AUGUCUACCAACGGAGUCUUCUCCACACCUAUAGCCAUUGUUGGCUCUGCGUGCAGGUUUCCCGGGGAGUCAAGUACACCAUCAAAGUUGGCUGAUCUCCUAAGAGAGCCUCGAGAUGUGCGUCGAAAGUUUAAUCCCGAAAUUCUCAAUUUGCAACGGUUCUAUGACUCCAACCCCGAUGCCCCGGGCUCGACCAAUGUCAAGAACAAGGGCUACCUACUAGCCGAGGAUACUCGAGUCUUCGAUGCUUCUUUCUUCAACGUUAGCCCAUAUGAGGCCGAGAGCAUGGAUCCUCAGCUACGAGUCAUGCUGGAAGCUGUAUACGAAGCAUUUGAAAGCGCUGGCUACACACUUGACCAGCUGCGAGGGUCAAAGACCUCUGUCCACGUUGGUGUUAUGGCAAGCGACUAUUACGAUAUUCAAACCCGAGAUACCGAGACACUGCCUUUAUAUGCCGGUACCGGUGUGGCUCGCAGUAUCUUAUCAAACCGCAUCUCGUAUGCCUUUGAUCUCCACGGACCAUCGGUCACUCUCGACACCGCCUGCUCCAGCUCCUUAGUGGCGUUGCACCAGGCGGUGCAAGGGCUUCAAGCUGGAGAUGCAACCUGUGCAGUCGUGGGAGGAGUGAACCUCAUCUUCGAUGCUAUGUUGUAUGUCAUGCUGUCCAAACUGCAUAUGCUGUCACCGGACUCUCAGUCACGCAUGUGGGACAAGACAGUAAACGGGUACGCGCGAGGUGAAGGUGCAGCAGUAGUGGUGCUGAAGCCUCUUGACCGGGCACUCCGUGACAAUGACCACAUUGAAGGAAUCAUCCGAGGAACGGGCGUGAACUCCGAUGGACAGAGUCCUGGACUGACCAUGCCUACCGUGGAGGCUCAGGCAGCUCUCAUUCGAGAAACGUAUCGUCGCGCUGGGCUGGAUCCCAUCAAGGAUCGGUGCCAAUAUUUCGAAUGUCAUGGUACCGGAACCCCAGCCGGAGAUCCAGUAGAAUCCCGUGCCAUCUACGAGGCUAUGAUACGGGACAGAGAAUCAGAACCAACAACCCCGCUUUAUGUCGGAUCCAUCAAGACGUUGAUCGGGCACCUGGAAGGAGGUGCAGGCUUGGCGGGGAUUUUGAAAGCUCUGCUCUCUAUCAAGCAUCGAACGAUUUUCCCCAACCUUCUCUUCAACGAAUUGAACCCGAAGAUCAAGCCAUACUAUGACGGAUUCCAGAUACCGACCUCUCCUCUUCCUUGGCCUGAGCUGUUCCCGGGAGAGCCUUUGCGCGUCAGUGUAAAUAGCUUUGGCUUUGGAGGCACCAAUGCCCAUGCCAUUAUAGAGAGCUAUGAACCGCAUGGUAGCAAUGGAACUGUCGCCGCUACCGAAGCCAAAGGGGCUCACUUGAGUCCUUUCGUUGUCUCGGCUCAGUCUGCAUCGUCCCUUCUUGGAAAUUCCCAGGCGUUGCUGAAAUACCUCAAUGAUAACCCAUCCAUCGAUCUGACCGAUCUCAGCUGGGUUCUCCAGAAUAGGCGGACUGCGCAUCGCAUGAGAACAUUUUUCAACUCGCAAACCCGUCAUGGGCUGAUCCAGGAAUUGGAGAAAUUUAUCUCACAGCACCGUAAAUCCACUAGUAAGGACGAUGUUGGUAUUCGCAGUCGACCUAUUGACCCAGAAAACUCGCCGCGCAUUUUGGGAGUGUUCACUGGACAGGGUGCUCAGUGGCCUACCAUGGGCCGCUGUUUACUGGAAAUGUCUCCUUUAUUCCGCCGAGUCCUAGAACAAUGCGACGAGGUACUCAAAGCCCUGCCAGAUGGCCCGGAGUGGUCUCUAGUUGAAGAACUGUCGAAGGAUUCUUCGAGCUCACGCGUGGGCGAAGCAGUUAUCUCGCAGCCUCUCUGCACAGCUAUUCAACUAGCUCUUGCCGAGGUGAUCAAUGCGAUCGGUGUUCGCUUCGAUACGGUCCUAGGGCAUUCUUCAGGUGAGAUUGGUGCAGCUUACGCUUGCGGGAUCAUUAGCGCUGCUGCUGCUAUGCAGAUCGCCUACUAUCGAGGCAUAUACGCUCACCUAGCUCAUGGCUCCAACGGUCAGAGAGGUGGGAUGAUGGCAGUCGGGAUCGAUCAAGAUAAUGCGCAGACCUUUUGCCAACAGCCUGAGUACCAAGGUCGUAUUGGUGUUGCGGCAAGCAAUGCGCCGCAGAGCGUAACGCUUUCUGGUGACCUAGAGGCUGUACAGCAGGCCAAGGAGUAUUUUGAUCAGAAACAAAUCUUCGCACGUUUGCUGAAGGUGGACACCGCCUAUCACUCCCAUCACAUGGAGCACUGCGUUUCCAGCUAUCUCAAGGCUCUCGAAGCUUGCGAUAUACAGGUCCAGCCCCCAAAGGAUGGUUGUUUGUGGGUUUCUAGCGUUGAGGGCAACAUGCAGCUUCUCCAAGGCGACCUGGAGUCACUGAAAGGCCCAUACUGGGCUCAGAAUAUGUUGCAGACAGUUCUUUUCUCCCCUGCAGUGAAGUCCGCAAUUGAGCAUCGUGGUUCCUUUGACCUGGCCAUCGAGAUUGGUCCCCACCCGACGCUUCGAGGACCAACGCAGCAGACUAUGGAGCUUGCAUUAGGUACUGCUUCACCCUAUAUUGGAACACUGAAGCGCAACUCCAGUGAUGUAGAUGCAAUUGGGGAGACGAUUGGCUCUACCUGGUGCCACCUUGGCCCAACUUUCAUUAGUUUCGACGGGUUUCGGCGAGUCUUCGUCUCCAACAACGUCUCUGGAACCGCCAAGUUACUAAAAGGCCUUCCGCCCUAUGCCUGGGACCAUGACCGCAUCUACUGGCAGGAGUCUCGGAUUUCCCGGAACUUCAGGAAAGGCAACGAUACCCGUCACCAGUUGCUUGGACGUCGUGUUCCAGAUGAUAAUGAGCGUGAAAUGCGCUGGCGGAACGUUCUCAGGAUCAGCGAAUUGCCUUGGGCGCAGGGCCAUGUUGUUUCAGGAGAGGUGUUACUGCCUGGGGCAUCGUAUGUUUCAUUGUCAUGCGAGGCAGCUAGAAUCAUCGCAAAAGCGAGACCAAUUCGGCGGAUCGAGGUGGAAGACAUUGAUAUCCGUCGUCCGGUGAUUGUUCCUGAUACCCGCGAAGGUCUUGAAACCACCUUUACAGUGCGAUUGGAGGAUUCUAAAGAUUCGAUUCACAUCACCGGGGAGUUUUCUUACUACUAUUCCGACACACGUCUUGGGUCCAUGAUCCAUGCCUGUAGCGGCAGGAUAAUCAUACAUAUUGGUGAGGCAAGCGAGCAGGACGAUGCAGCUUACGACGUGUUCGCCGAGAAUGGGUUGAUAUACUCUGGUGCUUUCCGCCGUCUUCAGGAUGUUCAGCGCAAACUUGACUAUUCUGUUGCGACGGCUGAGUGGUCUGCUGACGAGUUAGUGGGAGACUACGUUCUACAUCCAGCAUUGUUGGAUGUUUGCUGGCAGAAUCUAUUCCAUGCUCGCGCAGACCCAAGAGCGGGAAAGAUUCCUACUGCCAUUCUCCCGGUGCGCAUCAAGCGGGUAACGGUGAACCCACAUGUGGGACUGGCUGAGGCGGAAAAUUUCAAACUAAGAACAGAAUCGUUCGUUACUGGCCGCAACGGCGCGGCCGUUGCUGGCGAUGUGCACAUCUACAACUUUUCUUCUGGUCUCGCAGCGGUACAGAUGGAGUCGCUGUCCCUCGAGCCUGUUGCGCCACCGACGGAAGAGCAAGAUCGUCGAAUGUUUUUUGACAUAGUGUACAAGCCAGACCCUUCAUUAAGUCUGAUCGAGCCGAUACUCGAUCCGAAACGAGGUCAAAGAGUCAAGGAGCUUUCUGCAGAUAUUGAGAGAGCAGUUCUGUUCUACGUUCAGCGUGUGCUGGAAGGGUUGCCUCCAAGUGAAAGAUCGAGCUUGACGUGGUAUCAUCAGCGGCUGGUUGAGUCCUUUGAGAGCUCCCUACAGCUAAUUCAGGAAGGACAUCACCCAGUCGCAGAGAAAUCUUGGAUUGCCGAUCAGCCCGAAGUUCUAGACAUGAUCCUCUCGAAAUGGUCAGGAACGGUUGAUCUGGAGAGUGUUCGGCUUGUUGGAGAAAACAUGCUCGACUUCCUGAAGAGAAGGACGUCAUUUUUAGAAGUAAUUAUGAAGGACGACCUAGCUACCCGGCUAUACAGCGAGGGCUGCGGUCUCGCCGAGGUCAAUCAAGGCAUGUCUGGCAUUCUCCAACAGAUUUCCCACAAAUUUCCGCAGGCAAAAUAUGUGGAAAUUGGAGCCGGUACUGGAUCUACAACUGACUGCAUUCUGCGAACUAUUGGUAGCGCAUUUUACUCAUACACUUUCACGGACAUCUCCCCGGGGUUUUUCGGUGACGCAGCCGAUAGGUUUAGCGACUUCCGCAGCAAGAUAAUGUUUAAGACUCUCGACGUGGAGAAGGAUGUUGGUCCUCAAGGUUUCCAGAAGCAUGCUUACGACGUCGUCGUUGCUUCUAACGUACUUCACGCAACGGCCCACAUCGCAGAGACUUUGAAAAAUGCACGCUCUCUAUUGAAGCCAGGUGGCUUCUUGCUUCUUGUCGAAAUUACAGGUACUGAGAUCAUGCGAACUACGUUCUGCGUGGGAGGCCUGCCUGGAUGGUGGCUGGGUGCAGGCGAAGGACGAAGAUUGCAUCCUGGAAUGACCACUGAGGAAUGGCACAAUACACUUCAGGAAACAGGCUUCUCGGGCGUCGACUUGGUAUUCCAUGAUAUGCCCGACCCAAGACAGCACUGCAUGUCUUUCAUGGCCACCCAAGCGGUCAACCAUACAGUUCAGCAACUGCGAGAGCCCUUGGAAUAUCUUGCCGACGUACCCGAAAUAAAGUCUCUCCUCGUGGUCGGUGGAAAGACGCUGCCUGUGUCCAAGACAGUGACUGCCAUCCAACGACUGGUGGGCCGGGCAUGGAGUAGUCGCAUCACAAUUGCAAGUGAUAUCGAAGCAAUUGACUUCUCCCGCGUCGGAACACAGGCGGACGUCUUGUGCCUGCAGGAGUUGGACACUACUUUGUUCUCAGAAACAAUCCCUUUCAGGAGACUGAAAGCCCUUCAAACAAUGAUCGUGGCAGCCCGCAAUGUGCUUUGGUUGACCACCAAGAGAAGAACCGAUAACCCCCAGGCUAACAUGAUGGUGGGCAUGGCAAGAGCCAUAAGCAAGGAGCUGCCCCACGUUAAUAUACAGUUUCUGGAUUUGGAUUCAAUCGCCAGUCCAUCGCUAGCAGCUCGAAAUAUAUUGGAGACUUUCAUCCGAUUGAAGACACUUUCGGUUCACGACCACGAUGAAACCCCCCUUAUGUGGCCACAAGAGCCAGAGCUUGUCCUGGAGGGGUCCGACACGCUCAUUCCACGUGUGAGGCCCGACCAGCAGCUCAAUGAUCGUUACAAUGCUAGAUUCCGAAAUAUGAACAAGCUCGCGAGUCCUGACACUUCCAUUGCCCUUAUUCGUCAGCGAGAUAAGCUGGCUUUGGUUGAAUCGGCACUGGGAUCGUUUGACGGUGUAGAGCGCGUGCGUGUCAGAGUUCAAUAUUCCCUCUCUUUCCCCGGUCAGAAAGGAGAGGAGCUCUAUCUUAGUGUGGGCCAGUUGUUUCACUCUAAUAAGCAUAUCGUGGCUGUUUCGGAGAGGAACACAUCCAUCAUCAGGGUUCUCCCAGAGGAUAUUGCCUUUAUUGAUGAUAAGCAUUGCAACGGGGCCGUUCUUGAGGGAAUAGCCGAUCAAAUCGCGGUGGCCGGACUUCUAAGCUCCGUUCAAGAGGGCGGCUCGGCUCUUAUAUACAAUCCCAGAGCAAACCUAGCCGCGUUCUUCGCUGCUGAAGCGCGUCGGUGUGGACUGGAGUCGUUUUGUGCGUCCUCUCAUACUACGGUCCCUCAAGGCUGGGUAUAUAUCCACCCACAAAGUUCUGUCCGUGCUGUCCAGCGUCUGCUACCACAGAAUGUUACCGUGUACCUUGACUGUUCAACCUCUUCAAACUUGACAAUAAAAACUGUUCAAUCCGCACUACCAUCGGGCUGCAAGAUGUACAGAUGGGACAACAGCUUGUUCCGGCGCGGGUUGGGCUCCAGUCCUAGUAUCCAGAUGUCUCUCGGAGCUGCGUACGCGGGGCUACUAGACCAUCUGACCAACUCUGUUGGCAGCAACGCGCUACACUGUGAGAUUGAUGUGUUGAAUAUCGCAGAAAUUGCCAGACUUAACGCGUCGAUCCUUGACCGCGCUCACAUUACCUGCUGGGAGACAACUCGGCCACCAACCUUGCUCAUCCAACCGCCUGACACGUCGAUCCUGUUCGACAGCGCGAAGACUUAUCUAAUGAUUGGUAUGGCAGGUGGCCUUGGCCUUUCCGUCUGUGGAUGGGCUCUGCAGCACGGUGCCAAGCGGCUUGUUAUUACUAGCCGUAAGCCGAACAUGGACCCGCAAUGGCUAGCAGACGCUCGAAAGCUAGGGGCCGAGAUUCAAGUGCGGUCUGUAGAUGCAGCUGACCGAGCAUCGCUGGAGUCCACUAUCUCCGCUAUUCGAGAGACCUUACCUCCCCUGGGUGGCGUCUGCAACGCAGCCAUGGUCUUGUCAGAUAAGCUGUUUGUGGAUAUGGAUGUUGACGCCGUGGUAGACACGUUCAGACCCAAGGUUAACGUCUCCAAGUAUCUAAAUGAGAUAUUAGCAGAUACCCCUUUGGACUUCUUCAUCAUGUUCUCCUCUGCCCUUUCCAUCACCGGUGGGCAAGGAUCGGCAAACUAUCACGCAGCUAACCUGUUCAUGACCGCAUUAGCUGCACAGCGCAGGCAGAGCGGACGUCCAGCCUCAGUGAUGCAUAUCGGAUACGUCACUGACGUCGGGUACUUCACCCGUGUCGACAAGAGCUCCAGGGAAUAUAUUGGACGGAUGCAUUUCGCGCCUCUUUCAGAGACUGAUAUCCACCACGCCUUUGCAGAAGCCGUUCUUGCAGGCAAGCCUAAUAGUGAGCGUUCAUGCGAGGUUGGGGUGGGUGUUGAGCCACUUGAAGAAGGACAGGAACCUGCAUGGUCAUCUGAUCCUCUCUUCUCCCACUACCUGCCGACAGCCCAUGUUCAUGAUAAGAAGGACGGUGCCCAAUAUGGCCGUGAUGAUAUCAAGAAGCAGAUUCAGGAAGCCGAGACGGAAGAUGAAGUCAUCGCGGUCGUGCAGGAAGCCCUGUGUGCCAAGAUCGAGACAACGUUGCAACUGCCCACAGGAGGUGUCGAUGCCGAUGCGCUGCUCACUGAGUUGGGAAUUGAUUCCCUCGUGGCUGUGGAGAUUCGAGGAUGGUUUUCGAAAAAGAUAGGCAUCGAUGUCCCAGUCGUGAAGAUCCUGGGAAGGAGUUCAGUAGCCCAAAUCUGUACGGACGCGUCUAAGGAGAUCAUGGCAACAAGAGUGGGGAUAAUCCCAAAGAACGGCGAUGCUGAGCCGGAAAUUUCCAGUGAAUCUCAUGCCCUCUCUGACAUUGGUGCUUCAGACGUUUCUCAGUCAGGAAAGGCUACUCCACCUAGCACCGAUGAUGAACAGGCAGCUCCGGGCCCUGAAGAUGUCGAUGUCACGCAGGAAAAAGACGAGCAUAGAAAAAUCAACUUUGAACCCGCUACAAAAUCUGCUGCAAAUAUUGAUCAGGACAUCAUUCACACGGAACGAAUGUCUGCGGCCCAGUCGCGAAUCUAUGUGCUGUCCAGUCUCAUGAAUGACCCAACUGCCUACAGUUUGAUGAUUCGAUACGAUAUCGAAGACACGCUUAAUAUUGAGCGGCUGCGCAAUGCUCUGACAACCACGAUGCAGCACCACGAGUCCCUUCGAACCUGUUAUUUCGCUCGCCGGGAAGACAAUCAACCCACCCAAGGUGUUCUGUCUUUCCCAGUCCGCCGUUUUAAGUAUGUCCCGAAUGCCAAAGAAGAGGAUAUCGCCGCUGAACUGGAGGCUGCGAGAACAAAGGUGUGGGAUAUCGAAAACGGAGAGACGCUGAGCCUGACCGUUUUAUCCCGAGAUUCUCAGAGACACACAUUGGUCUUGGGUUAUCACCACAUCAUUCUGGACGCGUCUGGCAUGCGACGUUUUAUUGCAGAUCUCAACUGUGCCUACAACGGGCAACCACUAAAGAUGACCGGCGGGACUUGCGUCGAGUUCGCUCGCAGAGAGCAGGAGAGUCGGGAAUCAGGCGCUUUGGAGAGUCACUUGCAGUACUGGCGGAGCGAAUACUCCCCUCUCCACGAUGUGCUCCCACUGCUGCCGAUGUCGAAGACCACAGUCCGUCCAGAUACGCAGCGCGUAGUCAGCGUCCACGCGUCGCGCGUGAUAGACGGGGAUACCGUUGCAGUGGUCAAACAAGCAUGUCAGGCACUUGGCAUCACUCCUUUCCAGUUCUAUCUGACCGUUGUUCAAAUUAUGCUGGCGCAAUCCCUCGAAAUAGACGAUUUGUGCAUUGGCGUGGCUGACGCAAACCGCCCGGAUGCCGAGUUCAUGGACACUGUUGGGUUUUUCCUGAAUCUGCUGCCGGUCCGCUUUCAAAUUCCUGCUGGCAUCACGUUUGCUCAGGCUGCUCAAAGCACAGCUCAAAAGAUGGGCUCCGCCUUCGAGAAGUCUGUGCCGUUCGACAUAUUGCUAGACGAGCUGAACAUUGCUCGUUCAUCAUCCCAUACACCGUUGUUCCAGGUCCUGGUCAACUAUAGAUUGGCAAUGACAAAGAGCAUUCCCUUCGGCAAUAGCUCUCUGACCAUAACCGAUGGGGAAGAGGGUCGGAACCCCUACGAUGUCACUUUCAGCUUCCUGGAGUCUCAGUCUGAAGGCCUCGGGGUUACAAUGGAUUGCUUGGAAUCUCUCUACGACUCCGAGGGCACUGAGAGGCUCAUUGACAUGUACAUGAGUCUUCUGAAAGGGCUGGCACGCAACGUGAAUAUCAAGGUCAACGAGUGUCAGAUCUACAAUGAAGAAGCAGUCUCCGAGGCUGUGAAAAUUGGCCAAGGCAAACAAGCUAACACAAAUUGGCCUGCAACGGUUUCGGAAAAAUUCCAAGCAGUUUGCCAUGACUGCAUGGACAGAGUUGCUGUCCAAGAUGAAUCGUCUGGUCUGACAUAUCAGCAGCUAGAGGCGCGCGUGAACUCAAUCGCAGCAGCAAUUCAAGAUACGGGUCACGGUACCGGCACUCGCAUCGCGGUUCUAUGUGAACCGUCAAAUGAUCUCAUAGCAUCGCUUCUUGCUAUCCUUCACAUUGGUGCCAUCUAUGUUCCGUUAGAUGUCAGUCUUCCUGCUUCUCGUCACGCGGAAAUCAUUUCCAGUUGCCAUCCGGGCUUGGUAAUCUGUGAUGCAGGUACAAUCGAAUCAGCUGAGCAACUCGCGCAUGAAUGUCCAGCAAUCCUGCCUAUCCUCCUCAGAAUUGACAAGGUCGAAGAUCUCCAUGAAUCAGUUCCCUGCUUAGCCCAGCCUAGCUCUCCCGCCUUUAUUCUCUACACGAGCGGAACAACGGGCAAGCCGAAGGGAGUCGUGUUGUGCCAGGGAAACGUCGUUAAUUGGCUUGCGCAUGCGAUCAAGGCAUAUAAUCUCGAUACGGCCCCUGCUUCUGUUCUCCAACAGAGCUCCUUCGGCUUUGACAUGUCUCUAAUCCAGAUAUUCUGUGCUUUGUCCUCCGGUGGUACUCUGAUUAUCGUGCCACCAGAACUGCGACGGGACCCUUCCCAGAUCGCACGACUGAUUCAUCAGCACGAUAUUGGGUGCACAUUUGCUGUACCCUCCGAGUAUCUCUUGUGGCUUCGCUAUGGUAGAGAAUCUCUCAGGCAGUGUACGAGAUGGCGCUUGGCAUGGAUGGGUGGAGAAACAUUUCCUCAUCAACUCAAACGUGAGCUCCGACGAUUGGAACUCCCGGCUUUAUCAGUAAGCGACAAUUAUGGCCCAACGGAGGUUACUUUCACGGCAACUGCCAAACCUGUGUCCCUUGAUGCCGAGGACAAUACCAACUCCGGAAGCCCGAUCGGCAAAGUUCACCCCAAUUAUUCGAUCUGCAUUCUAGAUGCGAGCCAGCGUCCGGUCCCUAUUGGUUUCCGUGGGGAAAUCUGCAUUGGGGGUGCCGGUGUCGCUUUAGGCUACUGGGAAAUGUCUGCUGAGACUGAUGGCAAAUUCAUUCCAGAUCCUACCACGGUCUCCCGUAACGAAUUAUCAACUGCUGGUCGAUGGUAUCGAACGGGUGACCAGGGAUGUUUGGCGUCUGACGGCACCGUAAUAUUCCUUGGGCGGCUCGGAGGUGACACGCAGGUGAAGCUGCGAGGCCAACGCAUCGAACUCGCGGAAGUUGAGGGCGCUCUUUUGAAAUCAGGGGUUUAUCUGCUAUCUACAGCAGUAGUGACUGUCCGAGAUGGAGACCUCAUCGCCCACGUUAUCCAGAAUCCUGGAAAGCACAUCGACCGCGAUACUAUCAAGAGGAAACUUCUUACGGGUCUCCGUCUUCCACAGUAUAUGCAUCCAGCGCGAGUCAUUGUUGUCGAUGACCUCCCCAGAGCGAGCACUGGAAAGAUUGAUCGCCAGGCCGUUAUGAAACUACCACUUCCUGGCAGCGAUUUCAGUGCUGACGAAUCUACUUCUGAGCUGAGUCUUCGCGAAGUGGAACUGAAACUGCUCUGGAGCCGUGUCUUACCGGAUCCAUAUCAAGUGCUGACUGCCGAAUCUGAUUUCUUCCUCGAGGGAGGCAAUUCACUGCGGUUAACAAAGUUGCAAAACGAGAUCAAAGAGACAUUAGGAGUUCUGGUGUCUACACGUGAACUCUACUCUGCUCCCACGCUUCGACAGAUGGCGGCUCGAAUUGGAUCCGAAUCCACCAAUGAUGAAGACAUAGACUGGAACGUGGAGACAGCUAUCCCAGACAGUCUUAUUGCUGCUUCGGGGGAAAUAUCCAGAGGCAUAAGAAAGCCGGCAAAUAGGAACCUGAAAGUACUGCUGUCUGGUGCCGCGGGCGUCUUGGGUAAUUCUGUUCUCGACGCGCUUCUUCAAGAUCCUGCUGUCGACAAAGUUCACUGCAUCGCAAUCUCCCCUGAUGACGAGGAAAGGAUACCGACCUCUGAGAAAGUCAUAAGCUACCCGGGUAGCCUUUCAUCCCCAAACCUUGGCCUAAGUCCAUCUGAGUGCACGACUCUGCGGUCGGAUAUGGAUGUCGUUAUUCACGCCGGAGCUAACGGACAUUGUCUGAACAGCUACACAUCCAUACGACGAGCAAACGUGGAAUCCACCCAUUUCCUGGCAUCCCUCUGCAUGCAGCGUUCCAUCCCCCUGCUUUAUGUUUCUUCCCAACGUGUCCCUGCUCUAGCGGGUAUGAAAGUCCUCCCACCAGUCCCAGUACUCGCAGAGCCUGCCAAAACUGGAGACACGGGCUAUAUGGCGUCGAGAUGGGUCAGCGAAAGAUUCCUGCACAGAUUUUCUGGACACAACCACUUCAAGGUUGAGAUUCACCGCCCUUGUUUGUUCUUUGGGGAUCACGCCCCGCCCUCGGACGCCUUGAACGGUGUACUGCGCUACACACGCCUCAUGCGGUGCAUCCCGCGCUUUGCACGCGUUGAAGGAUAUGUUGACGUCAAGAAUGUCGAUGACAUUGCUCGAGACAUUGUCUCGUCGGCAAUCUCUUUGGCAGGGCAGACUAACACGGGUAUCCGCUACCGCCAUCACUCAAGUGGCCGUAAAGUAACACUAGAUGAAUGGCCUGAAUACAUGGAAGAGUUGUGUGGAGAGCCAUUUGAAGUGCUUGAGCUGCCCGACUGGAUUGCCCGAGCAAGGAAAGCAGGGAUUCACCCGCUGAUAGCAACGUAUUUGGAGGGUGUAAUUGAAAAAGAGGAGCUCGCUCUCUUCCCGUAUCUAGGGGAGUCUAUGUAG
This is a messenger RNA of Penicillium pulvis, 11847 nucleotides long. RefSeq names its product polyketide synthase. The record is from RefSeq and is a predicted model, not a curated record. Gene Ontology annotation, molecular function: fatty acid synthase activity; 3-oxoacyl-[acyl-carrier-protein] synthase activity; phosphopantetheine binding. Gene Ontology annotation, biological process: fatty acid biosynthetic process; secondary metabolite biosynthetic process. The transcript has 3 exons. The coding region runs from base 1 to 11847 and encodes 3948 amino acids. Lineage: Eukaryota; Fungi; Ascomycota; Eurotiomycetes; Eurotiales; Aspergillaceae.